CAGCAGUUCUGCACGUCACGGGUUGAGAGGUGAACGGAAGUCGUUCAUUUGCCUCGGCCCUCCCCGCCUCACUUCCAUGCAGGCCUGCCUGCCGGCUCUCGAAUAAAGUGGCUUAAAGCUUUUCCACGGUGUCAAUCAUGCAGGGGGGCGAAAUUGACUGUCAAAGAGUUGGCGAAGGUUUCGUGCAGUGGUACUACAACCAGUUUGAUCACACCAACAGGAUGGAACUGGUUAACCUUUAUGCUGAAGGCGCUACUCUGACAUGGGAAGGAACCCUCUUCCAUGGGAGAGAAGCCAUCGCUGGCAAACUGACUGGUAUGCCGUUCCAGCAAAUUAAGCACAUUGUCACAGAGCAAGAUAUCCAGCCCACAAUAGACAACAGCAUCCUCAUCAUGGUCUUUGGACAGUUAAAGACCGACAAUGAUCCACCUUUGGCCUUCCAUCAAGUUUUCAUGCUGAAGCCGCAGAACUGCAACUGGGUGUGCACGAAUGAUGUGUUCCGCCUGGGUAUACAUAACAUAGCCGUGGAGCCUCAGUAGCGGACAAGACUUCAAACGACUCUCUCAGAGUCCACCCAGCCAACCACCGAAGCCUGCCCUCCCAAUUGCUCAUCACGUUCUCUUCGUAUGUCGUGUUGUCAUCACCCCACCCCAGAGUUAAAAAAAAAAAACAAAAAUGUGACAACUGAAA
Messenger RNA from Hippocampus comes (tiger tail seahorse), 690 nucleotides. RefSeq names its product nuclear transport factor 2-like. NCBI's taxonomy places the organism in Eukaryota, Metazoa, Chordata, Actinopteri, Syngnathiformes, Syngnathidae. Bases 138 to 539 code for a protein of 133 amino acids. The transcript has 5 exons. Gene Ontology annotation, biological process: nucleocytoplasmic transport. The record is from RefSeq and is a predicted model, not a curated record.